Penaeus chinensis is the source of this 1196-nucleotide messenger RNA. Its product is annotated as ovoinhibitor-like. The record is from RefSeq and is a predicted model, not a curated record. NCBI's taxonomy places the organism in Eukaryota, Metazoa, Arthropoda, Malacostraca, Decapoda, Penaeidae. The coding region runs from base 55 to 1122 and encodes 355 amino acids. Gene Ontology annotation, molecular function: protein binding. The transcript has 9 exons.
CGAAAAAAUCGUAACGUGUCGACGAGCCUAAGACCAUUCCGGACUGUACGAAGCAUGGCGAAGCACGGGGCGAGAAGGCAAAUCCUGGUAUUCAUCCUAAUAAGUGUCGUAGCAGGAUUAAAUGCACAGCGACAACUACCCGAGUGCGUAAGACCAUGUCCGUUUGUGCUACGGCAGGUCUGUGGCAGCGAUGGAAUCACCUACAAUAACGAGUGCCUUCUGGAGAACGCCAUGUGUAGAGAUCCAACGCUGUUCAUGGAGUACGACGGGGGAUGCAGAGACCUAGACAACUGCGACGGGGCGUGCCCCUUCCUGCUUCGACCUGUCUGUGGGAGCGACGGAAUCUCCUACGACAACGACUGCCUUCUGGACAACGCCAUUUGCCGAGACCCAACGCUCUUCAAGGAGCAUAAUGGGGCAUGCAGAGACAACUGCGACAGACCGUGCCCCUUCCUGCUACGACCUGUUUGUGGCAGCGACGGAAUCACCUACGACAACGACUGCCUUCUGAACAACGCCAUUUGCCGAGACCCAACGCUCUUCAAGGAGCAUAAUGGGGAAUGCGACUGUGACAGACCGUGCCCCUUCCUGCUACGACCUGUUUGUGGCAGCGACGGAAUCACCUACGACAACGACUGCCUUCUGAACAACGCCAUUUGCCAAGACCCAACACUCUUCAAGGAGCAUAAUGGCGAAUGCGGUGACCUCGACCUCGAUCUCGACCUCGAUUGCCCCCUGCUUGACGCUCCAGUCUGCGGGAGCGACGGCGUGACCUAUCCCAACGAGUGUUUCUUGGAACUGGCCAUUGCAGAGAUUCCCGAGCUAUUUAAGGUCGGCGACGGCGGUUGCGAAUGCUACCAGGAGUGCGACCCGCAGCUGAGUCCCAUCUGCGGCAGUGACGAAGUGACCUACGGGAACCAGUGCCUUUUCGAGGCCGCGCAGUGCCGGGACAGUGAGCUUCGAAAAAUGGCCGGCGUGUCCUGUGAAUGCUACCAGCCCUGCCCCGCCACGUUUAACCCCGUGUGUGGCAGUGACGGAGUGACCUACCAGAAUGACUGUGUGUUGGAGAUGGCGGAGUGUGAAGACCCGCUCCUAUCGAAGGUUUCGGACACCGCCUGUUAAUGAAGCUGUUGGCUAUGGUGAAUACUUAUAAUUAUGAUGUAAUUAUAAUUUUACGUAAAAUAAAGGUCGAUAUA